This is a messenger RNA of Penaeus vannamei (Pacific white shrimp), 1256 nucleotides long. Lineage: Eukaryota; Metazoa; Arthropoda; Malacostraca; Decapoda; Penaeidae. The record is from RefSeq and is a predicted model, not a curated record.
ACAAGCAAAGUCAUAGGUGGUGAGAAACUAAAAAGAUGAACAUGUACUUGCGAAGGAAAGGAAUGGGGUAGUAGUGCAAACCAGGGUAGGCAAGGACAGUUACAAAGAAAAGGCAAACCACAGCUGAAGUUGCUUGAACAGCUCUUCAAGUUUUCCUAUCAAAGACAAACUGGAUUUACACCCUAAGUGUGGUUCCUCACCACAUUUUGUGUGUAAAUAGAAAACUCCUUUCUCUCUCUCAGAACAGUCCUCCCCUUCUCUGGUAUAGGUUACUCCUGUACCUGUUAAGGAGAUUCCUGUUAUAAGACAGAGACUGUGGUAGUUCUUACUGCUGAAUAGGAAAGGAGGAAGAACAAAGAAGCAUAUUGAAGCCUCUGAUAUUUCCAGUGGCAGUGCACACAUAAAUAUGGUAGCUCCAUAUGAAAUUGGUGACCCAGUACGAUCAUUUGUACGAGUUCCAGGAAGUGGAUCUGAUAAAACAGCAAAGUCAUUAUGCUGUGAUCUUGCUAGGGUAUCAUCAGUCGCUGCAACAGUCCCAGUACGGCCAGUAACUCCAGCUUCCACACGGCUGAGGUCAGCAGCAGUAGAAAAUAAGGAACAGACUGCAGUGGUGAAAAAGGAAGGUGUGCAGAUUAAAGAAGAAAAGAAUGAAGCAGCAGUUGUAGAUUCACAGCAUUCAGCUGCUGAGCAGAGAAGGGAAGUGAAAUGCAAGAAACGCCAUGCAGAAGACUCAGAAAUGAUGGUACAUGCCAAAAGAGGCCGUGUGUCAGGUGAAGAGACGUCUGAAGUGACACCUAGUUCCUCUAAAGGCUCAAACCCUGGUACUGAAGGAGAAAAGUCUGCAGUUCAUGAAAAACUGGAGAUUUUGGAAAAGGAGUGUAUUGAACUAAAACAGCAGAAUCGUCAGCUGCAGCAGAGAUUGUCAUUAUUCUGCAAACUUUUCAAGGAUCCAAAGAAGCUUGCAUUUGCAUUAAAGCGAAUGGAAGUUCAAGCCAACUAAAUGUUUUUGUCAUUGUAGUUACUCAUCUGCCAAGAGAAUCUGAAUAGGAAGAUAUAACCCAUUGCAGUUUUAUGAAUACACUCUUAUGUAUAUUCAACCUCAUUGUGGCAAGGAGCCAGUUUCAUGAAUACACUUUAUGUAUAUUCAACCUCAUUGUGGCAAAGAGCCAGUUUUAUGAAUACACUCUAUGUAUAUUCAACCUCAUUGUGGCAAGGAGCCAGUUUCAUGAAUGCACUUUAUGUAUAUUCAACCUCAU